Seminavis robusta is the source of this 1782-nucleotide messenger RNA. The record is from the annotation of a GenBank genome assembly. NCBI's taxonomy places the organism in Eukaryota, Bacillariophyta, Bacillariophyceae, Naviculales, Naviculaceae.
AUGGACGACCACUUUCUUCAGACGCUUUCGAGGAACGAUAUAGAUGAUAUAGAUGAGGAUCAUGACCGGAUGGAUGACCAGCUCCUUAAUGUGAUGCUUGGAGGAGACCCCCUUAAUCUGAUGGUGGGAGGAGACCAAGAGGAGACAUUGGAAGAACCAGACCAUAAUGAAACAUUGGAGGAAGAACCGGUGGAAGGACGAGACCAUAAUGAAACAUUGGAAGAACCGGUGGAAGGACAAGACCAACGGCCCAUGCUCUUGGCAAUGUUUGCAGAUGUGGCUACUUCAGUUAGUCAUGCCAAAAGCAUUGGAUUGGAGCGUCCGUUGAAUGUCGAAAGCACUGGACGGGAGUGGGAGAGUCUGUUGAAUGUCGCAAACACUGAAUUGGGGCCUCUGUUGAACCAAGAAGCGGAACACCAACCGGAAGUCCUCCUCCUACCGGAACACCAACCGGCAUUCCCCCGGGUGCAUAGUCAACCACCUACUACAAGUGUUAGAGCCCAACACCAACCGGAAGUCCUACAGGAACACCAACCGGAGCCUCUGUUGAACCAGCCUACAAGUGUUAGAGCCCAAGAAGCGGAACACCAACCGGAAGUCCUACAGGAACACCAACCGGAGCCUCUGUUGAACCAGUUAAAUGUUAGAGCCCAAGAAUCGGAACACCAACAGGAAGUCCUACAGGAACACCAACCGGAACACCAACCGGAAUUGCCCCGGGUGCAUAGUCAACCAGUGGGAGAGGCUGGGCGUCCCGAUCCUGACGGAGAUGUCGAUUGCAUGUCCGUUCCUGACAGAGAUACUGGGGGUGAAGACAGAGAUACUGGGGGUGAAGAUGCCAGGUCCCUUGCUGACAUGGAAGAUGCAAAAAAGGAUGCUGUUGUAAUCUUAGUAGUCGAGAGUGGCAGCGAUGACAGCGAUGAUGGCGUCGACGCGAGAAAGGUGCCUCUCUAUCCUCUCCAUCCUCCCUCGCAGCUUAGUGACAUUGAUUUGAAAAGAGUUUUGGCAGCGUUGAAGGAAGCAUGCAGAACAUCUCAGACACCCUUCGCCAAGAUUAGAACGGAAUGCAUUACGGUCCGGUCCUUCAAGACCCUCGAUGACAGGCUAUAUAUUGAUGACGCAGUUUUGUCUGGGUUUCAAGAGAUCAUGUUUGAUGGGGAAGAUGCAAGUGCAUGUUUCCGCUCUCAGUUUUUUGAGAGGUGCACCAGUUCCUAUUGUGAUCGGUUAAUCUUGAACUAUGGCGGAGUUUGCAAUUGGGCCAAGAGCAAAAGUGACCUUUUCCAGCUGGACACAUUGUUUUUCCCCGCCAAUGUUUCAAGCGCCGUGGCCGACAAACUAGAAGAUGAAACCGAUGGUAAACGCAAAAAGGAAAAGAAUCAUUGGAUAGCGAUCGUUGCAUUUCCAAAAGAAAAACGAAUCCAAGUAUACGAUCCCCUACAAGAGAAGGAAUAUGUCGAUCAUCUGCUUAUUGUCUAUGGGUACCUCUCCCACGAAAGCGCUAUGCGGCAGGACAAAGCUCUUAAAUUUGAAGAGUGGACUCUCACACCCGGGACUGAAUCAAAAUGGGAGCUCCCAGUGACAUGGGAGUUUGAAGGAAGUGCUAGUGUGGAAGCUCCCAAACAAACCAAUGGUUGUGACUGCGGUGCAUUUGUCCUUGCCUUCAUGUAUUCUCUGAUUCGCAAGGAAAAGCCUAGCUUUACUCCAGACGACAUGACCAAUUACCGGCGUUGGGUGGCUCAAACCAUCAUGAAGUACAAGGUACCAGAAGGUACCCGUUGGUAG